Messenger RNA from Babesia microti strain RI, 618 nucleotides. RefSeq names its product large subunit ribosomal protein L15e. The transcript has 4 exons. Gene Ontology annotation, biological process: cytoplasmic translation. Gene Ontology annotation, cellular component: cytosolic large ribosomal subunit; ribosome. Bases 1 to 618 code for a protein of 205 amino acids. The record is from RefSeq and is a predicted model, not a curated record. Gene Ontology annotation, molecular function: RNA binding; structural constituent of ribosome. NCBI's taxonomy places the organism in Eukaryota, Apicomplexa, Aconoidasida, Piroplasmida, Babesiidae.
AUGGGUGCUUACAAGUAUAUGGAGGAGAUUUGGCGGAAGAAACAAUCCGACGUUAUGCGAUUUCUGCUCAGAAUCCGCACGUGGGAAUACAGGCAAUUGCCAGCUGUGCAUAGAGUUCCACAUCCAACUAGACCGGAUAAAGCUAGAAUGCUGGGCUAUAAGGCCAAACAAGGAUUUGUUAUUUACCGCGUUAGAGUUAGAAGAGGCGACAGAAAGAAGAACGUGCGUAAGGGCAUUGUCUACGGGAAGCCCAAACACCAAGGUAUACAUAAGCAAAAGUCCUCUCGCAACCUAAAAAGUGUAGCAGAAGAACGAGUGGGCAGGAGGGUUUGCGGCGGACUUCGUGUUUUGAAUAGCUACUGGGUUGGUCAAGAUGCUGUUUACAAGUUUUAUGAAGUCAUAUUGGUGGACCCAAGUCAUAAUGCAAUAAGAAAUGAUCCUAGAAUUCAAUGGAUUUGCAAUCCUGUGCAUAAGCAUCGAGAAUUGAGAGGCCUGACUUCGGCAGGUAGAAAAUCCCGUGGCUUGCGUACUAAAGGUCCCAAGGCUGCCAAAUUGAGACCGUCUAUUCGUGCAAAUUGGAGAAGGAGACAGCUGCUCCAUAUGUGGAGACAUAGAUAA